AUGACCAGCCAGUCUCAAGGGAUUCACCAGCUUCUUCAGGCAGAAAAAAGAGCCAAAGACAAGCUAGAAGAAGCCAAAAAGAGAAAAGUGAAGCGCCUGAAGCAAGCUAAGGAAGAAGCCAUGGCAGAAAUUGAUCAGUAUAGACUGCAGAAAGAUAAGGAAUUUAGACUGAAACAGUCAAAGAUAAUGGGCUCUCAGAGCAAUCUCUCAGAAGAAAUAGAGGAGCAAACACGAGGGAAGAUCAAGGAAUUGAAUGGAAACUAUAGCCAGUACAUGGAAGAUGUGAUGAAACAGAUUUUGAGCAUUGUCUGUGAUGUGAAACCAGAGGUUCACUUGAAUUACAGAGCUGCUGACUAA
This is a messenger RNA of Suncus etruscus (white-toothed pygmy shrew), 357 nucleotides long. RefSeq names its product ATPase H+ transporting V1 subunit G3 (gene ATP6V1G3). Gene Ontology annotation, biological process: proton transmembrane transport. The transcript is spliced from 3 exons. Gene Ontology annotation, cellular component: vacuolar proton-transporting V-type ATPase complex. Gene Ontology annotation, molecular function: proton-transporting ATPase activity, rotational mechanism. The record is from RefSeq and is a predicted model, not a curated record. Lineage: Eukaryota; Metazoa; Chordata; Mammalia; Eulipotyphla; Soricidae. Bases 1 to 357 code for a protein of 118 amino acids.